AUGGCUCCCACGAGGUCCAAAUCGGUGCAGGCCCACCUCUCCGAGAGCGGAAGCAAGUUGCGGCCUAUACUGACGAAUUUAAACGGCGACAACUCCUGGCUUGUGUCAUUUCCACUCCCAGAGAACGAGAGACAGGCCAACGGGAAGGCCUUCUUCCACAUCGUCUCCGAUCCAUGGUUAACCGGCCCAGCGAGUGCAUUCGGAUCCUAUUAUGCAGCCAACGUCUCCCUUCCCCACCCUCCCGCCUACAAGAGUGGCGGUGAAGUUGAAGCCAUCGCCUAUGAGAUUGAACAACUAGCCCGGGACACCGGACACACCUCGACGGCUCCGACUACUAGUAGCUGUGACAGUGUCAUUGACCUCAUCUCGAUAGCCCAUCAGAACACCGAUCACAACCACGAGGAUACCCUCAGGACCUUCCGGAGGAAUAUCCCAGUGGUAGCAGCCCCGGCUCCUGCGACAGCCAUCCGGGCCAUGAAACACUUCGAGACAGUGGUGGACUCAAUGGAACUCGUUACCGGGACUCCUUCUUUUCAAUCGCUGCACCCUGGGUCUUCCGUCCUGCCAGCCUGGCUCAGUAUAUUUGGGCUCACCGCGGCCUCCGUCGUGAACUUUGCCACUGCUUUCGUCUGGUCGCACCCUGAAAACGGCACCACAAAGCACGAAAUCAUUAUUAAUGCCCCUCAUGGUAUCAAAAUUGGGGAGCCAAGCGUCCAGAAGUUUAUUUCUCUCCUCAACCAGGACCACGACACAACAGUCUUGGCACUGCUACAUAGCCUCAAGUCGAAUUUCGCCCGGAUCGGACAGUUCACGUUUGGCGUGCAGGGGGGACUUGAGCUGGAGAGACCGAUGAGGCCGAAUUACUGGAUUAUCACAGAUAGCUCAAAGCUCAUCUAUGGGGGUGUCUUGUUUUGGUUAUUAGGACCGUAUGAUGUGUUUCACACGAUGGAAUGGGCCCUUGAGAAGGAAGCCGAGAAGAAUGGUGGGGUUCAAGGCAGGCGGCCAAACCACCUUGAGGUGGAAAAUGGGGAUUGGUUUGUGCUCAAGCAGUGA
This is a messenger RNA of Diaporthe batatas, 1053 nucleotides long. RefSeq lists its product as uncharacterized. NCBI's taxonomy places the organism in Eukaryota, Fungi, Ascomycota, Sordariomycetes, Diaporthales, Diaporthaceae. The transcript has a single exon. The record is from RefSeq and is a predicted model, not a curated record. Bases 1 to 1053 code for a protein of 350 amino acids.